Messenger RNA from Hymenoscyphus albidus, 1942 nucleotides. Lineage: Eukaryota; Fungi; Ascomycota; Leotiomycetes; Helotiales; Helotiaceae. The record is from the annotation of a GenBank genome assembly.
AUGGUGUAUUUCGUAUGUCCAACCGUGUUGAUAUGACAAAGGCCUGAUGAGUGGUGAAGUGGAUACUUAAGCUGUGCUUUCAAUAUAGCUAAAACGCUUAGAAAUAGACAACGUUUUCUCCCAUCCACUUUUCCAAACUUCAUUUCAACCACUUGGCAGUUGAUUGGUGUAGUUUUGUUCAUCAUGUCAGACCUCAAAGUGAGUUUCCAAUAUCUUUCUGAGUAGACUAUUGUUUUGAGCAGAUCUGCCCACACGUUCUUUUGCUGGGUUUUGUAUACCAUCGCCCAUUUUGAUAUCAAAGUUCUUCAAGAAACAAACUAAAUCGUGGGUUCUGCAGGCCACCGUCUCAGAGACGAAAACUUCCUCAGGACACAACGGAUUCCACGUAGAAGGGUACGAAAAGAUCGAAUAUGACUUUACAUUCAUCGAUGGGGUUUUCGACAUUAAAAACAAUAACUUGGCUCAAUGCUACAACAAAUGGGGAAGAUGUUUGGCAGUCACAGAUAUGAACAUUCAUGAUAUCUAUGGCAAAAAAAUGAAGGCAUACUUCAAACAUCAUGCCAUCGACCUCACAAUCCACCAAACCAAAAUCGGAGAGAAGGCCAAGACAAUGCCCACCCUUCUGAGCAUUGUUGACUCAAUGAAUGAGUUUGGAAUCUAUCGCAAGGAACCUGUCCUGGUCGUUGGUGGAGGGCUCGUUACAGAUGUUGCUGGGUGGGUUUCUAUCUCUCUAUUCUCUCGUAGGUUGCAUCUCAAGCUGAUCUGAAUAGAUUCGCUUGUGCUGCAUACAAGAGAAACACGAAUUUUAUUCGAGUUCCUACUACUGUCAUUGGGCUUAUUGAUGCUGCCGUCUCUAUCAAAGUUGCUGUCAACUACGGCAACUACAAGAAUAGAUUGGGUGCUUACCAUGCUCCGAUUCAUACCUUCUUGGAUUUCACCUUCUUGCGAACACUCCCUACGGCCCAGAUUCGAAACGGUUUUGCCGAAUUGAUCAAGAUUUCAACAUGCGCUCACCUUGAUACAUUCAACCUUCUUGACAAAUAUGUAAGCACUCCCAUGCCUUUCUCGCUUCAGAAGGUCACAGGUGCUAACCAAGAAUUAGUGCGAAGAACUUAUCGAAAAGUCAUUCGGCCGCGCUGAUGGGUCUUCCCAAGAGCUCAUCGAUGCCGCAGACGCAAUCAACCGUGAUGGAAUUCAUGUCAUGCUGAAGCUCGAAACACCAAACCUCCACGAGAUUAACCUCGACCGAGUAAUUGCAUACGGUCAUACAUGGUCGCCACUCCACGAACUUGUUCCAGAAACCCCACUGCGUCACGGCCACGCAAUAAGCAUCGACAUGGCAUAUUCGGCGACCUUAGCAAACAUGCGAAACCUCAUCAGCGACGAGGAGCACCGAAGAUUACUCGACCUAUUCUCCAGAGCUGGAUUGUCAAUGGACCAUCAUCAAUUCAAUGAAGAAGUUUUAGAAAAAGCUACCAAUGCCAUUCUGAGAACUCGCGACGGCAAACUGCGCGCUGCGGUACCAAACCCAAUUGGUUCUUGUGUGUUCUUGAAUGAUGUAUCGGCUCAAGAAAUGAACGAGGCUUUGAAAAGGCACAAGGAAAUUAUGAAGGAGUAUCCCCGAAAAGGAGAGGGAUUGGAGGCCUACGUUGAUUCUUCUGACACUGGGUACACCGAGCUUGCGAAGUCCGAGGAGGAGCUGAUCUUGGAAAAGGCAGGAAUGAAGGCAGGAAUGCUAAACGGUACUAACGGCCAUGUAACCAACGGACACGCAACUAACGGACACUUAACCAACGGGCGUGCAACCAAUGGAAACGCAACUAAUGGACAUACUAACGGGCAUGUAAAUGGACAAACUAAUGGACACACAAACGGACACACCAAGGCUACUAAUGGGCAUACAUUGGGAACCAACGGUUUCGGCAAUGGUCUUCCCAAUUGA